AGUUAACGGUUGACAAAUAUUUCUGUAAAUUAACCCAAAACUGCUUGAUUUUUUGGAAUCUUGGCUUUUGGAGCGGGGUCCACAUCUCAUAAUCAACCACCGAACUUCAUUUUAAUUUUAUACAUUAUUAUCCUUCGUCUCCGUUGAGAGAUGCCAACAAGUCUCAGAUUCCCUCUUCUUUUUCCCUUUGAACUAUUCCUUGUAGAUAACUUCUUUAUUGAGCUAUUUAUUAUUCACUUUUAACAUUACUUUUUAGCAAUUUGGAAUACGAAUGAUUCUUUGUACAGUCAGCUUAUGCUUGUUUUUUAUUGAUUGAUUUGUUAUUUGUUUUGAAUCUUCGAUAUAUUUGAAGUUGACCAUAACGUGUUUGAUGUAAUGUUUGAAUGAGUCCUUCAGUAUCUAGCGAUGCUACGCCGGGCUUUUUAGGUGCACCAAUGAAGAAUUUAGAGGGUUAAGAAAAGCCCAUGAAUGAUUCUAAGGAACCAACAUCUCAGAUCAUUGCGUCGCUAGGAAUGUUAAGAAGACUCACUGGGGAAUUUCGGUAUAAGUUCACGUCGAAAAUGAUAAUAUGGAGUGAAGUUUCAAUCUUUGGAUUGGAUGUCAUCUUAUAUGUGCUCAUUUAGUACCUUAGUGGUAACCAAUAUCUUAGAAGGAAGAAGGCAGCACCUAACCAAAGGUGCACAUGUGGCCUUACUUCGAUCCUGAGUAUGAAAACCUCAACCAACGUAUCAAUCCCCCAAGAGUAUGUAUAGACGAUAAUUCAUGUCCUGAUUGUACACUUGUCAAGGUGGACAGUAUGAACAAGCCAGGCAUACUAUUGGAUGUUGUACAGGUAUUGAGCGACCUCGAUCUAACAAUCUCCAAAGCUUACAUUACAUCAGAUGGCAGAUGGUUUAUGGACGUUUUCCAUGUAACUGAUCAGCAAGGAAGAAAGCUCAAGGAUAGGAAGACUAUUGAGUACAUUGAGAAGGCUCUAGGUCCUGAGAGCAACAUUCUACCCACAAAAGGAGAUGCUUGGCUAGAUAAAAUGGUGGGAAUGCACUUAGUUGGUGAUCACACUGCUAUUGAGCUCAUAGGUUCAGACCGUCCAGGCCUCCUCUCUGAAAUCUUUGCUGUCCUUCAAAAUCUCCGGUGCAAUGUAAUAGCCGCUGAGAUGUGGACACACAACACAAGAGUUGCAUGUGUUGUUUAUGUCAAUGAUAGCGCCACAUCUGGAGCUGUGAAUGAUUCAAAUCGUCUCUCCAUGAUCGAGCAGAGGCUGAGGUAUUUACUUCGAGGGCAUGGAAAUGAUCGGAAGGAGGUUUGUACCAGUUUCUCUAUAGGUUCAACCCAUGUGGAUCGUCGACUGCAUCAGCUUAUGUUCGCCGACAGGGAUUAUGAAGAUGAUAGUGGAGAAAGAGAGAAAAAUACCACUCUCUCUUUUAAACCAGUGAUAACAAUUGAACCUUGUGAGGACAAAGGAUACUCUGUGGUGAAUGUGAAAUGCAUGGAUCGGCCAAAAUUGUUGUUUGACAUUGUUUGUACCCUGACGGAUAUGCAAUUUGCGGUUUUCCAUGCAUCUGUCUCAUCUGAUGGCCCGUAUGCACUACAGGAGUUAUAUAUACGUCAAGUGAAUGGCUGCACCCUUGACUCAAAAGCUGAAAUGGAGAGAGUGGUUAAGUGCCUGGAAGCUGCAAUUCUGAGAAGAGUGUCUGAGGGAUUCAGUUUGGAGCUCUGUGGUAGAGAUAGAGUUGGCCUUCUCUCCGACAUAACAAGAGUUCUUCGUGAAUAUGGACUCUCGGUCACAAGGGCGGGCGUGACUACAGUAGGCGAGCAGGCGAUGAACGUGUUCUAUGUGAGCGAUGCUUCUGGAAAUACGGUAGACAUGAAGACUAUCGAAAACCUCCGUCGAGAGAUAGGGCACACUGUCAUGCUCAAUGUGAGGAGAGUACCUUCAAGUCCCAAGGUUCAGGCCCCUGAGCCUAGUGGCUGGGCCAAGAGCAACUUCUCUUUUGGGACUCUGCUUGAAAAAUUCCUGCCUUAGUUUGGCCUUCUUAUGGUACAUUAAGGAAAUUUGUAUAAGCUGAAGAAGGCCAACAUAAUGCAGCGCUACUUUUAACAGAUGUAAAUAUAAUUGGGGCUGAAGUCCUUUUUAAGCAUCAAUGUGUGAUAAUGCCAACUACUGAUGAAGCAAUUAACAUACAAAGUCUAAUAUUGAUGAA
Messenger RNA from Asparagus officinalis (garden asparagus), 2201 nucleotides. Its product is annotated as ACT domain-containing protein ACR3. The coding region runs from base 683 to 2023 and encodes 446 amino acids. The record is from RefSeq and is a predicted model, not a curated record. The transcript has 9 exons. Lineage: Eukaryota; Viridiplantae; Streptophyta; Magnoliopsida; Asparagales; Asparagaceae.